AUGACCUCACAAACUACAUCAUCCUACUCUGGUCUCACUUUACAAAUGGUCCGAGAAACUAAUGAAGAUACGGGUCUCACUGGUUCCACUCCUUACGUUCAUCCGUUGGAUUGCACAAGAAAUUGCGUAUUCUGUUCGGAUGAUUCCCGAUCAGUGAUCGAAGAAAUCGCGGGGGUUGAUCAUAUCCCAAGAGACUCCAAUGAGGUAUUGGAAUCUCCAUUCGAAUGCGAACCUAGUACCUCAAGAACUACUCGAAUGGCUGGUAAUACCGACAACGAGGAACCAGAAGACUUUGCAGAAGAGAUGAUGUUAGAUGCAUCAAUGAUACCGAUUUUUGAUUCAUGUGGAUGUGAGCCUACCAAGGAGAAGACAUUAAGCUCUACUGAUCUUUCCGGACAAGCUUUGGAAGAAUAUGAUGAAGAUCAACCAUUCGAUAUCUCAUCACGUCCUAGCUUUGUGACCUUUGAAACUAGUCACGAUGUCGAUCCAUUUUCAGAUUCAUAUAUAUCACCUUUUUCAAUUCCUCGAAGUAUGAUUGAUUGGCAACGUGAUGAAUACAUCGAUGCAUCAACUAUUCCAGCUUUUGUUGAAUUCACGGUCACUAAUCCUGUUUACACAGACUACCAAUUCAAUCCUUCAAUGAGGUCUCAAGGUGUAGGAGGUAGUCGACAAGAAGUUGAACCUUGUAAAGAUGAAGAUUCAGUCUCUGAUCAUGACACGGAAUCCAGCGAAUGGACAUCAACGGCUGAUUCUAACACUGACUAUCCUGGAUGUGAAAGCUCGGACUCAGGAAGCGGUGAUGAAAAGACAAUGGAUAUCAAGGGGAAAUCAAAGGCUGUAAAGAACAUGGGACGCAAAUUGUUUUUGCCUCAAAAGACACGCCGAAAAGUAGUCCCGCUACCAAAGGCCACUUGGAAAUCCUCGAUCGAUGAUAUAGAGACUAGCAGUAUCGAAGGAGAAGAGGCGGAUGUAGAUGAACCUGGAUCUUCAUCACAAAAUCAAUCUGAUAAGAAACGAAGAAGAUUAAGCUCGAUUGAAGCCUUAGUGUUAAAAUUACCUAAUACGACACUAAAGAUUUUUCCAACCAUGGUGGUCUAUGAUUCUCAAGUAGAUAGACCAGGGAUGGCAAGAUCACGUCUUUCGUUGAAAAGACCUUUAUCGGAUGAAAGAUCUGAUGAUUUCUUCUUUAUGGAAUUGAAUAUUCCAGAUGAUAAGCUGUUAAAUUCAAACGAUCAAGAUUUCUUGAUCUAUGCUCUAUGUACACACAAAAGGCACCUUAAUUACAUGGGCAUCUUCCGUUCAGAAAGUUUGGUCAUGUCCAACUUGCAGACUGUUCUCUUCUAUAGAUUCAUGCUGCAGUCUGAGACUAUGGUCUUCACACCCAGACACGUUGAAAUCGCUACGCCACCUUUUCUGUUUCUGGACCGACCAAUUGCAUACUUGGUUGUCCUACUGACUUCAGUCCAAAUUUCAGUAUCCCAAAGACGCAGGGUAUUACAAAUCCUAUGUCGAGAAGGCAAUGGAAAUCAUUACAAUACGUUCAAAAAUGUAUAA
This is a messenger RNA of Melampsora larici-populina 98AG31, 1554 nucleotides long. RefSeq lists its product as uncharacterized. The transcript is spliced from 5 exons. NCBI's taxonomy places the organism in Eukaryota, Fungi, Basidiomycota, Pucciniomycetes, Pucciniales, Melampsoraceae. The record is from RefSeq and is a predicted model, not a curated record. Bases 1 to 1554 code for a protein of 517 amino acids.